CCUGCUCGGCGCAUUCUUGUUGCAUCAUCAGCGUGCGCCUCCGCGACGAACUAGGUCUGGGCUACGAACGUAUGGCAGCUUCUGAGGUGCCGUCGGUGGUGUCUUCGUCGUCUUUGAAAACAGACACAUCCCCUGUCCUUGAAACUGCAGGAACGGUUGCAGCAAUGGCUGCGACUCCGCCAGUCACAGCUGCAGCCGCGGCUGUUGCGGCCGCGGCCAGGACAGGAUCCGAAGCCAGGGUCUCCAAGGCCGCUUUGGCUACAAAGCUGCUGUCCCUGAGCGGCGUGUUCGCCGUACACAAGCCCAAAGGGCCCACUUCAGCCGAGCUGCUGAAUCGGUUGAAGGAGAAGCUGCUGGCAGAAGCUGGAAUGCCUUCUCCAGAAUGGAGCAAGAGGAAGAAGCAGACUUUGAAAAUUGGGCAUGGAGGGACUCUAGACAGUGCAGCCCGAGGAGUUCUGGUGGUUGGAAUUGGAAGGGGAACAAAAAUGCUGACCAGUAUGUUGUCAGGGUCCAAGAGAUACAUUGCCAUUGGAGAACUGGGGAAAGCUACUGAUACACUCGAUUCUACGGGGAAAGUAACAGAAGAAAAACCUUACGAUAAAAUAACACAAGAAGAUAUUGAAGGCAUUCUACAGAAAUUUACUGGGAAUAUAAUGCAAGUGCCCCCCCUCUAUUCUGCAUUAAAGAAAGAUGGACAGAGACUUUCAACUUUGAUGAAGAGAGGUGAAGUCGUAGAAGCAAAACCUGCCAGACCAGUGACCGUGUACAGUAUCUCCCUUCAGAAAUUCCAGCCACCAUUUUUCACAUUAGAUGUUGAAUGUGGAGGAGGUUUUUAUAUCAGAAGUUUGGUCAGUGACAUUGGAAAAGAACUAUCUUCCUGUGCCAAUGUGCUAGAGCUGACCCGAACCAAACAGGGGCCAUUUACACUAGAAGAGCAUGCCCUUCCUGAAGAUAAAUGGACAAUUGAUGACAUUGCGCAGUCUCUUGAGCAUUGCUCAUCUCUUUUCCCAGCAGAGUUGGCACUUAAAAAAUCAAAACCUGAGAAGUCUAAUGAACAGGUUUUGAGCUGUGAACAUAUAACUCUAAAUGAGCCAAAGGGAGAAGAUGAUGUAAUUAAGACGUGUUGAGAUUGGCCUGGGAAUAUCAUCAUUUUCUAGUUGACAUUUGAAUCCCUUUGUGCGGAUGCAGAAUGACAAGCUACAUUCAAAAGACAAACAGUAUUCUUAACGUUUUUUUUGCAUGAAGAAAAAUGUCUAUCAUUUACAGUUUCAAUAGCAUAUAAUUUAUUUGCUGUGCCUUGUAAAUGGCCUCGCAGUUGUUCAGUUGUUUGCUGUGUUGUGGAAUGUUCUUUUAGGAUUUUUUAUGUCGUGAAAAUAUGAAUAUGAUUGGAUUCAAGAAAAUUAACUUUCUGAAUUUGAUCUGUCUUCAGUCUUGUGAAAAAGUUGAACAAAUUUCCUAAUCAAA
Saimiri boliviensis boliviensis (Bolivian squirrel monkey) is the source of this 1464-nucleotide messenger RNA. RefSeq names its product TruB pseudouridine synthase family member 1 (gene TRUB1). Gene Ontology annotation, molecular function: RNA binding; pseudouridine synthase activity. Gene Ontology annotation, biological process: tRNA modification; mRNA pseudouridine synthesis. The record is from RefSeq and is a predicted model, not a curated record. Gene Ontology annotation, cellular component: nucleus. Lineage: Eukaryota; Metazoa; Chordata; Mammalia; Primates; Cebidae.